This is a messenger RNA of Myxocyprinus asiaticus (Chinese sucker), 3980 nucleotides long. Its product is annotated as transcriptional enhancer factor TEF-1-like. Gene Ontology annotation, biological process: regulation of transcription by RNA polymerase II; embryonic organ development; hippo signaling. NCBI's taxonomy places the organism in Eukaryota, Metazoa, Chordata, Actinopteri, Cypriniformes, Catostomidae. Gene Ontology annotation, cellular component: transcription regulator complex. The transcript is spliced from 13 exons. Gene Ontology annotation, molecular function: DNA-binding transcription factor activity, RNA polymerase II-specific; RNA polymerase II cis-regulatory region sequence-specific DNA binding. Bases 750 to 2018 code for a protein of 422 amino acids. The record is from RefSeq and is a predicted model, not a curated record.
UCGUUCUAUCUAUUCUAUGUAUCUAUCGUUCUAUCUAUCUAUCGUUCUAUCUAUCGUUUUAUCAUUCUAUCUAACAUUCUUUCAUUCUGUCUAAUCUUCUAUCAUUCUAUUUUCGUUCUAUAUCGUUAUAUCAUUCUGUUUAUCUAUCUAUUGUUCUUAUCGUUCUAUCAUUCUACUGUAUCUAUCAUUCCAUCUAUUGUUCUAUCAUUCAUUUUACAUCAUACAGACAAAAUUGAGACAGGCUCUUUGAAGUUUCAUGAAAGGUUUUUCACAAAAUUAGUUCCUUUGCGUAGUUGUCGCUUUCAAGAACUCUAGAGCGCUACUUUCUCCCCAGUGAGGUCACACCACAUUCAGCGGCGGCCCCUCCCUCCAUCCUGGAGUUCUACGGUGACGUUACCAUGGCCCCGCCCCCAAUGCAAACUCAGUUCUUCGCGUUGAUUUCAUUCUUGCCCUCAUUCCGCGCAUACUUCACAUCGUUGUUAGAUACGCGGAAUAGUCGCGCUCUCGCGCUGCGACAACAAGAAAAAAAAAAGUGAUCAGCUGGAAAUAAAUCAGUGCACGCGCUCGAUCAGAUUGCUGUGCAUCGCACAUUUAAAAGACAAAUUGUGCAAAACAUCCGCAGAGAUUUUCUUCACUUCUGGAGGUCCAGAAUUUUUUCCUUCGAGCUGUGCCAACAAGUUACCCACAAUCUCGUUUUAACUUGUGCCUAGCGUUCCCCAGGCCCGGACUCGGAGGUCCCAGUCGUUGCCAUGGAUCCCAGCAGUUGGAGCGGCAGUGAAAGUGCCGGGGAGGAUAUCGAGAGGAUGAGUGACUCGGCAGAUAAGCCCAUGGACAACGACGCUGAGGGUGUGUGGAGCCCUGACAUUGAGCAGAGCUUCCAGGAGGCUUUGGCCAUCUACCCGCCCUGCGGCCGACGGAAAAUCAUCCUGUCCGAUGAGGGGAAAAUGUAUGGUCGUAACGAAUUAAUUGCCAGAUACAUCAAACUCAGGACAGGGAAGACACGGACAAGAAAGCAGGUCUCCAGUCAUAUCCAGGUUCUUGCCCGGCGGAAAUCCAGAGAAUUUCAUACCAAGCUAAAGGACCAGACUGUGAAAAAUGAUGCACUCAACAGGAUGGCAGCCAUGUCUUCAGCACAGAUCAUCUCGGCCACCGCCAUCCACAGCAGACUGGGUCUGGCGGGGCUCCCACGGCCCACCUUGACUGGGGCGGGAGGGUUUUGGCAGAUGUCAACAGGGCAGCCUGGUUCCUCGCAAGAUGUUAAACAUUUCCCACAGCAGAAUUACCCCAUCCAGACAGCCACAGCCAUUACAGCUUUCGAGUCCCCCACACCCCCAGCUGCUGCAGUGCCGGCGUGGCAGGGACGCUCUAUCGGCACCUCCAAACUGAGGCUUGUGGAGUUCGCCGCCUUCUUGGAGCAUCAGCGGGACCCAGAUUCAUACAACAAGCAUCUGUUUGUGCACAUCGGCCAGACAAAUUAUUCAUACAGUGAUGCGCUCCUUGAGACAGUGGAUAUACAUCAAAUCUACGAUAAAUUCCCUGAGAAAAAGGGGGGGCUAAAGGAGCUGUUUGGAAAAGGGCCUCAGAAUGCCUUCUUCCUGGUGAAGUUCUGGGCCGAUCUGAACUGUAACAUACAGGAGGAUUCUGGAGCGUUCUAUGGCGUGACUAGUCAGUAUGAGAGCUCAGAGAACAUGACCAUUACCUGCUCGACAAAGGUCUGCUCCUUCGGAAAACAAGUGGUUGAAAAAGUUGAGACGGAGUAUGCUCGGUUUGAUAAUGGCCGUUUUGUGUACAAAAUCAGCCGGUCGCCCAUGUGUGAAUACAUGAUCAACUUCAUCCAUAAACUAAAGCACCUGCCUGAGAAAUACAUGAUGAACAGUGUACUAGAGAACUUCACCAUACUAUUGGUGGUGUCGAACAGAGAAACACAAGAGACACUGCUGUGCAUGGCCUGCGUGUUUGAAGUAUCAAACAGCGAGCACGGCGCUCAGCAUCACAUCUACAGACUGGUCAAAGACUGAGACGCCACAUCUCGUACGACCAACACUAUGAACAGUCAGCCAGCUACACGCUGCCCACAGAGAGCGGAAAAAGAACUUGAGAACAGUGGCGACUUUAUAUUCACUGAGGUUUUUACUCGUGGCAACUACACAGCUGACAGCAGCCAAUGGCAGAAGAGCCUGUCUGACUAAGAAAAGCUUUUGAAUGUCUCACAAGCUCAUUUUAAAUGGCUGUGUCUCCGGCCGUCCCACCCAGAAGGCUUUCAGCAAAUUUUUUCUGGAAUUAAUAACUACAUUUAUUAUAUUUUUUUGUCAUUUGUGUUUUGGUGUUUAUUUUUCUUUUUAAUCUGUUGUGUGGGUAAACUGGCGGUACGGUCUUGUUACUUUGUUAGGAUGUCUGUGUUUAACCUGGUGGAUGUUUUAAAUCAACAUGUGUUUUGGAUGGACGUUGCCUAUAUAAAAUUGUAAUGGCAAAGUUUUUUUUUCACUGUCUUUUAUUCUCACACUGAACAGUAGAUUUCAAAGACUUUGCCCCCAGGUAUUUUUCACCUUUAGUGAAUUUAAUUAAUGAAAGAGCAUAAAAAGGUACUGUAUUAUUUAUGUGGAACUUACUGCUUUAUACACUGCACAGUCUGACCUACAAUUAAACAUACUAAAACACUAUACUUAGAUACAUGCAUUUUUUAAAAUAGAACCAUUUAGAAAACAGCUAAAAAUAAUUAAUUGAACAGAUUGCAGGAUAUAGAUAAAUCAAGCCAUUAAAGACAAACAAAUCUAAAUAAUUACCUUUGUUGUAUUGUUUGUAUAUCCAGUAGUCGUUUGAGGUGAUAAAAUUGUUUAUUUGUGAAUUUAAGAGCAUUUAGUUAAACUAGCACAUUUUUAUCCGAUAAAUUGUCUGUUCCUUCCCAUAUCAAAAGAUGCUACACAAGCAAAGGAUUUUACAUAGCAAAAUCACCAAAGCAUAAAAGAAUAUCGUGCCUUAGAAUUAGACAAAGUAUAAGGAUAAACACUGAGUAAAAGUAUGUGACCUCACUUUUGUUUGUAUUUUGUCCCAUAAAAAUGUUGACAGGUAUACCAUUUUUUUUUUCAAGCCAGUCUAAGCAAAGUAGGUCAUUAAUUUUUCUCUUUUCGUACACCAAAUAAAUACACUCUAUCACUUCUGUUCAUGCCAAGUGAAUGCUACAGGUGUUGAAAGUGCCUUGUGUGUUUGUUUGAUUUUCCAGCUUAGAAAAGAUUUGAAAUGUUGACACCAAAAAAAGUGAGUCAGAUUUGGAUCAAUCACCAUAAUGCCUUUGACAUUUGAAUUCUUUUGCAAGCUGGGAGAAAUGUGAUUCAUUCUAAAACUGGCUGACAGAAAAGUGUUGUCUCUCUUGUGCAUUUAGCAAUUUCGAUUUUUCUAUUUUUAUUUUGUGGACCAGUUAACAAGGCAACAUUGUUUGACAGGGGCAAAAGGCACAGUAUAAAACAAUAAAGGUUAAAAAUCAGGUACUCCUCUACCCUGUAAGGACAACAAUUCAUUUUAAUGUUAUGUAUAUAAGGAAUGGAUGAUAAGAUUUUAUGUACACAAAGGCAUCAUGUGAGGUGAAGUUACAAUGAAACAACCUGAAUAUCUGAAUGACAGUCCAGUGGUUAAAGGACUGUAUAUUUCAUAUUGCUCUGGGUAAAAUGACUCAUAAUCUGAAUUCAAUUGUUGAUCUCCGUUGUAUUCACCAAAUAAGAUUGUUGCAUAUUUUAUCUGAAAUCUAAACACCCGUGUUUAACCUGUUUUGAAGAGUAUCUGUUAGCAAAAUGAGCACUGAAACAGAACACUAAUGUUUUUGUCAAUUCUUUUGUCUGGAGAGCACUGAAGCAUUGAGUUGGGGUAGCUUUUUAAUAGGUGGAGACUUUUGUCAAAUAAUUGUUUCAAUUGUGUAAUGUUUACUUUUACGUUGGAGGGAUGAAACGAAAAGAAAAUGAAAAUAAACUUGUAGUGUUUGUACCGCA